CUGGGUUUGCUGGGGGAAGAUUGCAUUGCAUUGCAUCUAAGCUGUGUUGGAGGAAUCGUUUUCAUGUUGCUAGCUAUCUUUAAAAAAACAAACAGAAGUGUGGAUUACGUUUUCGUCAAGGGAUAGAUUUUGGAAAGCUUAUUUUCAUUUGGUCACGUCAGUAUUGUAUAUUUUCACGUCGAGUAACAUAUUGCACAAGCGUCUGUUCUCUUGGCCUGGCACUUGGGGCCUUGGACUCAAGUAAAGUUCGAAGCGGACACAAAACUUCUGCUUUCUGAAAGACAGUUAUCCGCGGGGCCGGGGCUCUUGUCGCUGGCCCUGUGGAUGAGGAAGUGAACAUACAGAAUCCACCCAGGAGAAAGGAACCCUUUUGAUGGGAGAAUCCUCUACCCUGAACUCCUGGGUGAAUCGACGCGUCAAGAUGAUGAAUGAACAGGAGGCGCUGAACUCCAUCAUGCAGGACCUGGCCGAACUGCACCGCUCCAGCCGCCCAGCCAUGACCCUAGCUGACCUGGGCAAACCCAAGCCUUCCUCACCCAAAAAUCAGAAUGAUGUGCGAGUGAAGUUUGAGUUCAAGGGCGAGAAGAGGAUCUUGCAGUUCUCACGGCCGGUCAGCCUGGAUGACCUGGGGAACAAGGCCAAGGUGGCCUUUGGUCAAGCCUUGGACCUGCAUUACACCAACAACGAGAUGGUGAUUCCCCUGACCACUCAGGAUGACCUGGACAAGGCCGUGGAGCUACUGGAUCGCAGCGUCCACAUGAAGAGUCUGAAGAUCCUCCUGACCCGCCGGGCCUCCUCUCAGAACUCCACCUCAGGCAUGGAUCUACUGCCUCCACUUGAAGACCUGGACAAUACACGCUUCAGGGCAACAGACAAGAGAAGUAUGCUUGCUUUGAUCGGGUUUAACUCCGGGGACCGCAGUUCUCCUCCACCGGGUUACAUUCCUGACGCCCUCCAGCAGGUAGCGCGGAACGGCUCCUUCACCAGCAUCAACAGUGAGGGAGAGUUCAUUCCAGAAAGCAUGGACCAGAUGCUGGACCCUCUAUCCAUGAGCAGCCCAGAGAAUUCGGCGUCGGGGAGCUGUCCUUCGCUGGACAGCCCACUCGAUAGCGAAAACUAUCCCAAGUCACGUAUGCCCCGAGCGCAGAGUUACCCCGACAACCACCAAGACUUCCCGGAGUACGAUGUUCCAGUGUUCGAGAAGUCGGGGAAAGGGGGUACCUAUCCGCGCCGGUUCCACAUCUCCUUUGGCCUUCAGGACUACACGGAUGGCCGGAAGACGUUCCCUCGGGCACGGCGAACCCAGGUCCACGGUUUUCGCUCCCCGGUCAGCUUCAGCCCCACGGAACAGUCCCCCAGCACCAGCAGCGGCAGCAGCAUCUUCACCCCUGACCUGGAAGAGCAUGGAGUUCGAAGGCGCAGGGGCAGCGACAUAGAGCCCACCCCCGCGCCCACCCUGUCUGUCAUGGACAUCAGCCCGCCCAGCCGCUCUCCACGGGCCCCGACCAACUGGCGCCUUGGUAAACUUCUGGGUCAGGGUGCGUUUGGCCGGGUCUUCCUCUGCUACGACGCAGACACGGGCAGAGAGCUGGCGGUUAAACAGGUCCAUUUUGACCCGGAGAGUCCGGAGACCAGCAAGGAGGUAAGCGCCCUGGAGUGUGAGAUCCAGCUACUGAAGAACUUGUGCCAUGAACGGAUCGUCCAGUACUAUGGCUGUCUACGAGACACCAACGAGAGAACACUGUCCAUCUUCAUGGAGUAUAUGCCAGGGGGCUCCAUCAAAGACCAGCUGAAGUCCUACGGGGCCUUGACAGAAAACGUGACACGGCGAUACACCCGGCAGAUCCUGGAGGGCGUGUCCUACCUACACAGCAACAUGAUCGUCCACAGAGACAUCAAAGGGGCCAAUAUCCUGCGGGACUCUGUGGGCAAUGUGAAGCUGGGGGACUUUGGGGCGAGUCGUCGGCUGCAGACCAUCUGUCUGUCGGGAACAGGGAUCAAGUCAGUGACGGGCACGCCCUAUUGGAUGAGUCCUGAGGUGAUCAGUGGCGAGGGCUAUGGCCGGAAGGCUGAUAUCUGGAGCGUUGGUUGCACGGUGGUGGAGAUGCUGACCCAGCGCCCCCCCUGGGCCGAGUUCGAGGCCAUGGCGGCCAUCUUUAAGAUCGCCACCCAGCCCACCAACCCUUCGCUGCCCGGCCACGUCUCCGAUCACAGCCGUGACUUCCUCAAGCGCAUCUUCGUGGAGUCCAAGCAGAGGCCCUCAGCCGACGACCUUCUGAGGCACAUCUUUGUUCAUUAGCCUCUACCGCCUGAACUUUGACCCCCCCCCCCCCCGAACUGCCAGUGAUGGCCUUUGAUAACUCUCUGUCCCCACCUUGGGCUCCACCCUCCAAGCUCCAGAAGGAAAGCCCCCAUUGGACCAGAGGACUAGGUGAGAGGGUGUCUGUCUCGUGAUAGGCUGAAGGAAAGGUUGCUUGAGGUGGGGACUCUCUCUGUUUUUGGAGACGAACACAGGGGAAUUAAUGAACUUUGUUUGGAGAAAGAAAGUUGCACCUUAAUUUCACAAAUAGGGUACGUUGCCCGACCAAAACGUAAAAAAAAUGACCUUUUUGGAAAUGUUUUUAUUGUUUUUAUGAUGACGAAUAUCUUCUGCUAUCGAUUGUGGAUUGGGACUCACUGUGCAGACUGAGUCUGUGAUGAUCUGAACCUUGGUGUAGAUUUGAGGUGAUGAUGAUGAUGAUGAUCUGGGCCAAGUUCAGGUCAGGCCAACGUCGUGGAACAAUGCAGGUAGAAAUGGCACCGACAGAGGUGAAACGGUAGCAUAGGGCUUGUUUACAUUACGCUACAUUUCCUGAGACCUGUCGUAGGCUCAACACUAGUUUCUGUUGUGUACGCCUGCAGAUAUCGGUAGCUUGAGAUGCCACCUUCCGAGGUCGCAUGCCCCGAGUUUUGCAAGUGUGAAGACAAUUGUAUGGAACUGUAUACAUUUUCUGUGCAGUUUGUUCGAUUUAAAAAAUAAUAAUAAUAAUUCCCCCCACGAUUGAUGCCCACAACCCUGCGUGUUAUGUCUCAGCCAUGGCGGCGUAAAUUCAAACCCUUAUGGAAAUGAUUAUGCAAUCCGUGAUAAGUUUGUCUAGCGUUUUGUCCCUCCCUCGUAAUGUAAACAAGACCUUAUUCUACAUGUCCAAGGCAUGUUUGUUCUAUGUGCUGCAUCUCAUCUGCAUGGCGAACGGCGCCGUGUCCUGCCGGACUCAGUGCAGUCCCGACUCGACAUAGAAUGUACCGCUGAAACCCCCAGAGCACUGGCUACUGUUCUGAACACGCUGCUAUAGGAACCCAAACCUGAACACAGGAUGAGAAUACUCCUGUCCAUACCCCCCCCCC
Esox lucius (northern pike) is the source of this 3384-nucleotide messenger RNA. RefSeq names its product mitogen-activated protein kinase kinase kinase 2 (gene map3k2). Gene Ontology annotation, molecular function: protein binding; protein kinase activity; ATP binding. NCBI's taxonomy places the organism in Eukaryota, Metazoa, Chordata, Actinopteri, Esociformes, Esocidae. The transcript is spliced from 15 exons. Bases 374 to 2299 code for a protein of 641 amino acids. The record is from RefSeq and is a predicted model, not a curated record. Gene Ontology annotation, biological process: protein phosphorylation.